AUGGAGGAGCAGCGGGAUCUGAACAGCACGGAUAGCAGCGAGGGAGAGAGUGUCUCCCCGUCUCCCAGCCUGCCCUCGCCGCCCAUACUGCCCCUGCAGGUCGCCCAGCAGGCCCACAGAACCACCAACUUUUUCAUCGACAACAUUUUGCGGCCGGACUUCGGCUGCAAGAAGGAGCACGGCCUGGGCCCGAGGGAGAGGGCGCAGACCUCCGGCCGGGAGCGCGCUCACCCGGUGGUCAGCAGGCCGAGCCUUCCCGGGACGCCGUGCCAGGACUCCAACUGCAGCACUGACAGCACUUCGUCCUCCGCCUCCUCCACCUCUCUGGCGAGUCCCAAAAAGAGUAACGGCAGCGUCGGAGGAACCGCAGCGGCCGCCGUCUCCACCGGGGGCAGCGGCGUGAAAGCCGAGGAGAGGACUGGCGGCGGGGCCGGGGAGAACACCUCCUCCUCGCUGGUGGUGCUGAACGGCACCGGGGCAGCCACACCGGAGACCCAGCCGCUGCUCUGGCCUGCCUGGGUCUACUGUACCCGGUACUCGGACAGGCCCUCAUCUGGCCCAAGGACACGGAAACUGAAAAAGUCCAAAAGCGGCAAAGAGGACAAGCGGCCGCGCACCGCCUUCACGGCCGAGCAGCUGCAGAGACUGAAGACGGAGUUCCAGGUGAACCGGUACAUCACGGAGCAGCGGCGGCAGUCUCUGGCCCAGGAGCUCAACCUCAACGAGUCCCAGAUCAAGAUCUGGUUUCAGAACAAGCGGGCCAAGAUCAAAAAGGCCAGCGGCUUCAAGAACGGGCUGGCGCUGCAGCUGAUGGCGCAGGGACUGUACAACCAUUCCACCACCACCAUCCAGGAGGACAAGGAGGACAGCGACUGA
Molecule: messenger RNA, 876 nt
Organism: Chelmon rostratus (copperband butterflyfish)
Lineage: Eukaryota; Metazoa; Chordata; Actinopteri; Chaetodontiformes; Chaetodontidae
Product: homeobox protein engrailed-1-B-like
Exons: 2
Coding region: 1-876 (291 amino acids)
Biological process (GO): multicellular organism development; regulation of transcription by RNA polymerase II; neuron differentiation
Cellular component (GO): nucleus
Molecular function (GO): RNA polymerase II cis-regulatory region sequence-specific DNA binding; DNA-binding transcription factor activity, RNA polymerase II-specific
Source: RefSeq, a predicted model, not a curated record